Messenger RNA from Striga hermonthica, 567 nucleotides. Lineage: Eukaryota; Viridiplantae; Streptophyta; Magnoliopsida; Lamiales; Orobanchaceae. The record is from the annotation of a GenBank genome assembly.
AUGAGUGAUCCAAUUGAUUUGAGUGGGGAUGGAGGUGUCUUGAAGAAGAUACUCCGAAGAGCAAAACCUGAUGCUGUUGCUCCGUCUGAGAGUCUUCCGCUUCUUGACGUUCAUUAUGAAGGGAUUCUUGCUGAGACCGGUGAAGUUUUUGACACCACAAAUGAAGAUAAUACAAUCUUCACCUUUGAGUUGGGCAAGGGAUCUGUGAUUAAAGCUUGGGAUAUUGCACUGAAAACCAUGAAGGUUGGUGAGGUUGCACAAAUAACUUGCAAGCCAGAAUAUGCAUAUGGCAGUGCUGGUUCCCCUCCUGAUAUUCCCCCCGACUCGACACUAAUAUUUGAGGUUGAGUUGGUGGCUUGCCGACCUCGUAAGGGCUCUAGUCUAAGCAGUGUGUCGGAUGAGAGAGCUCGGCUGGAGGAACUUAAGAAGCAGAGAGAAAUUGCAGCCUCGGUUAAAGAGGAAGAAAAGAAGAAAAGAGAAGAAGCAAAAGCUGCUGCGGCCGCUAGGAUUCAAGCCAAACUUGAGGCCAAGAAAGGUCAAGGCAAGGGCAAGGGUAAAGCUAAAUAA